ACCUUCCAAAAGAUAAAAGAAACCCUAAUUUUCCUUUGAUGAAUAUUUAUUGUCUCUUUCCCUAUGUUCCAUUCACUCUCUUCUUUAGUACCAACACAUUGAGGUCCUAUAUAAAACCCCCCCUCCCCCCUCAAAACCUUCCAAUCAUCUCUCAUCUCAACAUCAACACCGAGAAAUUUCAAAUUACUCCCCCCCUAAGCCAAAGCUCAAACCAACGAGACUCGAAGACCCCGCAAUACGUUUCUAAGAAAUGGGCUCGUCCUCUCUCGCGAUGAUCUCGCCGAGAACGCUCCGGUCCGACCUCUAUUCCUUCUCCUACCAACAGGACUCGAAGACCCCGCUCGUCGUCUCGGUCCUCGCCUCGCUCAUCGAGCGGACGAUGUCCCGGAACGAGAGGAUCGCGAGGAGCUGCCCGUGGGCGCUGUCGAAGGACGCGAAGACGCGCGUCUUCGAUUGCCACGAGGCGCCGGACAUGACGAUACAGAGCUACCUCGAGAGGAUCUUCCGGUACACGAAAGCCGGCCCGUCGGUCUACGUGGUGGCGUACGUCUACAUAGACCGGUUCUGCCAGGCCAACCCGGGGUUCAGAAUCAAUGCUAGGAAUGUCCAUAGGCUCCUCAUCACGACGAUCAUGGUGGCUUCCAAAUAUGUGGAGGACAUGAAUUACAGAAACUCCUACUUCGCGCGAGUUGGGGGGCUGGGGACCGAGGAAAUCAACAGCUUGGAGCUGGAGUUCCUGUUCCUGAUGGGGUUCAAGAUGCACGUGAACCUGAGCGUGUUCGAGAGCUACUGCUGUCACCUGGAGCGAGAGGUGGGCAUCGGAGGCGGCUACCAAAUCGAGAAAGCUCUCCGAUGCGCGGAGGAGAUCAAGUUCUCGAGGCGGAGAGCGGUGGAUCCGAGGUUCAAUCACCACGUUGCCCGAAUCAUGCUUUAGAAGAGAAGAAGAAGAGACCCUCGAUUGAUCAUAGCUCGCAAAAUUCGAAAAAAGAUCAAAAGAAAGAAAGAAAAUAUGGAAAGGAAUGAGUGUACAGAAGAUGGGAUGAUUGAUGUACAGGUGCUUUUAUCUUCUAGGGGGAUUGAGUACGGCCAAAUUGUACCAUGACAUUACUCUCUCUCUCUCUCUCUCUCUUUUUGUCAUGAAUAUAAGGGAAAUUCAAUUUUUUUAAACUAA
Syzygium oleosum is the source of this 1171-nucleotide messenger RNA. Its product is annotated as cyclin-U2-1-like. The transcript is spliced from 2 exons. The coding region runs from base 251 to 934 and encodes 227 amino acids. Gene Ontology annotation, molecular function: protein kinase binding. Lineage: Eukaryota; Viridiplantae; Streptophyta; Magnoliopsida; Myrtales; Myrtaceae. Gene Ontology annotation, biological process: regulation of cyclin-dependent protein serine/threonine kinase activity. The record is from RefSeq and is a predicted model, not a curated record.